Megalops cyprinoides (Indo-Pacific tarpon) is the source of this 1576-nucleotide messenger RNA. RefSeq names its product enolase superfamily member 1 (gene enosf1). The transcript has 16 exons. Bases 75 to 1418 code for a protein of 447 amino acids. Lineage: Eukaryota; Metazoa; Chordata; Actinopteri; Elopiformes; Megalopidae. Gene Ontology annotation, molecular function: magnesium ion binding; L-fuconate dehydratase activity. The record is from RefSeq and is a predicted model, not a curated record. Gene Ontology annotation, biological process: carbohydrate catabolic process; amino acid catabolic process.
GAUAGUGAGAGUCCUGCGGCAUUCAUCAAAGUACCGAAGUUGUGUCUGAACUAAACUGAUCGAACAGCCGCUAAAUGUCUAAAACAGAAAUCGUAAGGUUGUCUGUCAGCGAUGUUAGAUUCCCUACGUCGCUGGAGCAGCAUGGCUCGGAUGCAAUGCACACAGACCCAGAUUACUCCGUUGCCUAUGUUGUCAUCGAGACAGACGAUGGACUGAGGGGGUAUGGCCUAACUUUUACCUUAGGGAAAGGCACAGAAAUUGUUGUUUGUGCUGUGGAAGCUCUCUCUGGGCUUGUUAUUGGGAAACGCCUGGACGAGAUUGUGAGCGACUUCCGUGGCUUCUACCGAGAGCUCACCAGCGAUGGACAGAUGAGAUGGAUCGGACCAGAGAAAGGGGUCAUCCAGCUGGCCACUGCUGCCGUCCUCAAUGCCGUCUGGGACCUGUGGGCGCGGUGGGAGGGCAAGCCACUUUGGAAGCUGCUUGUGGACAUGGAUCCCAAGAAGCUCAUAUCAUGCAUUGACUUCAGAUACAUCACGGAUGCUCUCACGGAACAAGAGGCUUUGGAUAUACUACUGAAAGGUCAAGAGGGGAAACACCAAAGAGAGGAGCAGAUGCUGACGGAGGGGUACCCGGCGUACACCACAUCCUGUGCCUGGUUAGGAUACCCCGACCAGCAGCUCAAGCAGCUGUGUACUGAGGCACUAAGCACUGGGUGGACAAGGUUUAAAGUGAAGGUGGGGGCGGACCUACAGGACGACAUUCGCAGGUGCCGUCUUAUCAGACAGAUGAUUGGACCCAGCGGUACUCUAAUGAUUGACGCCAACCAGAGGUGGGACGUCGGGGAGGCGGUGACGUGGGUGACGAAGCUGGCGGAAUUCAGGCCGCUGUGGAUUGAGGAGCCCACCUCCCCCGACGACAUACUGGGUCAUGCGGCCAUCUCCAAGGCCCUGGCUCCUCUUGGCAUUGGAGUGGCCACCGGGGAACAGUGUCACAACAGGGUAAUGUUCAAGCAGCUGCUGCAGGCGUCGGCCCUGCAGUUUGUCCAGAUAGACAGCUGCAGACUGGGCAGUGUCAACGAGAACCUGGCUGUUCUGCUCAUGGCCUGCAAGUUCCAAGUACCUGUGUGUCCCCACGCAGGGGGCGUGGGGCUCUGUGAGCUGGUGCAGCACCUGAUACUCUUCGACUACAUCUGUGUGUCUGCCAGUCUUGACAACCGGAUGUGCGAAUAUGUGGAUCAUCUCCAUGAGCACUUUAAAAGCCCCGUCAUUAUUCAGGAUGCCCACUACAUGCCGCCCAAGGACCCAGGGUAUUCCACAGAGAUGCUGGAGGAGUCAGUGAGGAGGCACCAGUACCCCCAGGGUGAGGUGUGGCAGGAGCUCCAGAGUCCUGCUAAAAGAGCCAGGCCAUCCACACACUAGCUCUCCUAACAGACAGCACAAUGCAUCACUGAUAAUGUACAAUGGCGUAAGUGCACCUACCAAAUUGGUGUGGAAUUAUUUUAUAGCUUUGGUUUUAAAUGAAGCUGGGAAAAUGUGAUGUUCAAACAAUACUGUCAGGACUGAAUGUUACAAUGAAA